Molecule: messenger RNA, 1566 nt
Organism: Paramuricea clavata
Lineage: Eukaryota; Metazoa; Cnidaria; Anthozoa; Malacalcyonacea; Plexauridae
Source: the annotation of a GenBank genome assembly
AUGGGUAUUGGAACUAUCGCACAAGCUACCCAGAACGAUCCAACCCUCAAAAAGAUUGCAACACUCGUCAACCAGGGGUUAACCUGGAUCGAAAAAACAGAGUCGAAAGAAAUCCAACGUUUCCAGAAAGUACUUCCAGAGAUUACGAUGACCGCAAAUGGUAUUAUUCUGAAAGGCGAAAAGAUCGUACUUCCAAGUAACCUCCAAGAUACAGCCAUCCGACUGGCACACAGAGGAACUCAUCCUGGCCAAAGUGGACUUGAACGACGACUCAGAUAUCAUUUUUUCUUCCACAAUAUGAGUAAGAAAAUAGAAGAAUUCGUCAAAUCAUGCAACCUUUCCAGUAUGUUCAUCGACAAAAAGACAAAAGAACCCAUCAUACCACGUACACCGGGUUAUGAAACCACCCGAGAAAUGCUGGGAUACUGUAUCAGUCGACCUAUUUGGCCCGAUGCCAACAUCUAAACACGUGGUCGUCGUACAAGACUUAGCAUCACGAUUUCCAGCAGCGAAACUGGUUAUAUCGACAAAGGCAGACAAAGUUUUACCAGCUCUCAGCGAAAUUUAUGCAACGUACGGAAACCCCGAGGUCCAAAUUUCCGAUAACGGGCCUCCCUUCAACAGCGCUCAGAUGCACGACUUCGCAACGAGCAAGUCCAUCAAAUUACAGAAGGCUCCACCACUUCACCCAUCCUCCAAUCCAGUUGAAACGUUUAUGCGUCCUUUGGGAAAGGCCAUGAAAAUUGCAUAUCAAACCAGGGCUCCUGAAAAAGAAACAUUGGAGAUAACACUAAACAACUAUAGACAUACACCUCACCAAGCAACGGGUAUCCCUCCAGCAGCCAUGAUGUUCCGAGAUGGACAGCGCUACGACUUUCCAAGAACAUACGCAACCGAAGAAGACGUAAGAAGAGCUCGGGAAGCAGACAAACAAAAGAAAACUGAUAACGAAGAAAAAAUAAACUCUUCUAAAUACAGGAAGAAAUCAAAUUUCAACAUUGGUGACAAGAUUCGUGUUAGAAAUUACCAAAAAUCGAGGAAGUUUGAUCCCGUUUUCCUCGGUGAACCAUUCAAAAUCAUCGACAUCAAUGACGAAGGAAACAAACUCAUUGUCGAACAUCAAGAAAACGGGUUUUCGUUGUGCCGUCACCCAGAUGACGUCAAACCAUUUAUAGAACCAAACUAUAUCGAAGUCGAAGAUGUUCAGUGGCCAGUAGGAGAUGAAGGAGACGUGGCGGAAGAUCUCGGGGUUGCGAAAAGCGGAGAAACUGCACCAACACUGAGACGUAGCGAGCGGAAAAAGACCCCCAAUCCAAGAUACAUUUAGAUACGUAUCAUGAAACUAUUCAUGAAAACUGAUAUAAACAUGGGGAUGAUGAACCGAUAUACUUUAUUAUUAUUAUUUAUAUUAUGUUGAACAGUUUAAGUUAGGAUUAAUAAGGACACUUAGGAUUAGUCACGGACAGUAGAUACAUUGAGGGAUACUGUGGGAUAAAGUAGGAUAUGGAGAGAGACAAGAUGGCGGCGUAAACAAAAUGUAAGCUAUUUCGAAAAGACAAAAUUAUA